ACAACACCCAUAAUUAAUCGAUUUCUAGAUUCCUAGAAGUUGCUUUCUCUCAGUUCUCACAAAGUUGUCCUUUUCAUAGCCUAACUUUUAGCUAUUGCCAGCCAAAAAUCCAACGAAUUCAGGAAAAUGUCAUGGAUCAUGGCCCCCAAUCUCUCUUUUUAGUAAAACCCUACAAAAUUCUACGAAGAGAGGAGAUAGAAUGGAGAAGAUACCCACAUGGCAAGCUGCAACUUUGAGUGGAAUUGUGGCAUGGAUUAUAAUUUCAUCGUUUUUGGAUUUAACCCGAAAGAUUAGAUCAAUCUUACAACCUUGGGUUAUACACCAUGUUAAAACUGGCAUACCCCUUGUUCUUCAGAUACAGAAAUCCCAACACAAAGUUUUGGAUGCUUUAUUUUCUGUGGUAUCAUGUGUUGUUUCUGUGCCAUUCUACACUGGUUUCCUUCCACUGCUUUUUUGGAGUGGACAUGGGAAGUUAGCAAGGCAAAUGACACUUUUAAUGGCCUUCUGUGAUUAUGUUGGAAAUUGUAUAAAGGAUAUGAUUUCGGCUCCGAGGCCGAGCUGCCCACCUGUUAGGAGAUUGAUUGCUACGAAAGAUGAAGAAGAGAAUGCACAAGAAUAUGGGUUGCCUUCAUCUCAUACCCUAAACACUGUUUGCUUAUCGGGGUACCUUUUGUAUUAUGUUAUAUCGUAUAACACAAGUGUUGGCCCUGAAGUUUUUGUUGGCUUCGCUAUGGUUUGCUUGUUUGUUGGCCUUAUAGCAUUUGGAAGAAUCUACCUUGGGAUGCACAGUUUGAUUGAUAUCAUUGGUGGUUUUGUCCUUGGAUUGGUAAUCCUUGCAGUUUGGCUCACAGCCCAUGAAUAUGUCGACACUUUUGUUACUGCUGGUAAAAAUGUUACAACAUUUUGGGCUGCCCUUAGCUUCUUGUUGUUCUUUGCUUAUCCAACACCGGAGGUACCAACACCAAGCUUUGAGUUCCAUACAGCCUUCAAUGGUGUUGCAUUUGGCAUUGUUUCUGGAGUACAACAGACGUAUAACCAGUUUCACCACGAGGAUGUGCCACGCCUAUUUACCGCCAACCUUGCAGCUCCAACCUUUAUCAGACGGGUCCUUGUUGGUAUACCCACCAUCCUUCUAGUUAAGUACUGCAGCAAGGCCUUGGCAAAGUGGGUAUUGCCAGUGGCAUUUAACACCAUGGGUAUUCCUAUAAGGUCAACUACUUACCUUCCUGCUCUAAAAGGAUCAACAACUGCUAAAAAGUCUAACAAAACCAAACAACAAUCAGGGUAUCUUCAGAAAAUCUUCUCUUCCUAUGAAAAUUCUUUUGAUAUUGAUACAGGCAUCAGAUUUAUCCAGUAUGCAGGCCUUGCAUGGUCUGUUGUUGAUCUUGUUCCAUCACUAUUUUCUCAGCUCAAUCUGUGAAUAGUAUAUUUUUGACAUAUUUGUGUAGAGUAUCUAUUGUUAACCCUUUGCUUGGCAAAAGCAUAGUGAGUAUCUAUAUACUACGUAAUUCGUUACUACUGUAUAUUUCCUUGAUUUAUUGUAGUGAUGCGAAGUAUUUAGUAGAUCUUAA
Molecule: messenger RNA, 1571 nt
Organism: Spinacia oleracea (spinach)
Lineage: Eukaryota; Viridiplantae; Streptophyta; Magnoliopsida; Caryophyllales; Amaranthaceae
Product: lipid phosphate phosphatase delta
Exons: 9
Coding region: 200-1420 (406 amino acids)
Cellular component (GO): endoplasmic reticulum membrane
Molecular function (GO): sphingosine-1-phosphate phosphatase activity
Source: RefSeq, a predicted model, not a curated record